ACUGUCAGCCUCAGCAGUCCCCACACCGGAGCUAGACACUGGUGCAGCGCCAAUCCAUACAUGCACGUGUGCGUUUUCUGGGUGCCAGGUUCUCGAGAACGCUCAACGUUCAAGCGCGUAAAAGUGUGCGAGUUGAUCUGCAUGAGAAUGAGCGUAUGAACGUUUCUGGAGCAUCUUUUGCGUGGAGGAGCAUGUGUGCAGACUGAGAGACAGUGAGAGGAUGCAUGGUGGGCAGGUGUUUUCGUGAUCGGUGGAGUUUUUGGUGUACUAUCGUUGUGCUGUCUGCCCUCCCCUUCCUCCAAUUUGAUUAUUUUGUGAGGACAAAAAGCAUCCUGCCAGGAUGUCCACCUCACCUGGUGCAAGAGACGGGAGCCAAAGGAACUCUUUGGAGCUGGAUGCGGAGCACGCACAGAGGGUCCCUGGGGCCGAACAGGGAGGAGUCCCACCACCCCAGGUCAAGCUGAAAGAAAGGCAGAAGUUCUUUGAGGAGGCCUUUCAGCAAGACAUGGAGCAGUAUCUGUCCACUGGCUACCUGCAGAUCGCUGAGAGGAGAGAGCCAAUAGGUAGCAUGUCGUCCAUGGAGGUGAAUGUGGACAUGCUGGAGCAGAUGGAUCUGAUGGACAUGUCUGACCAUGAGGCCCUGGAUGUAUUUCUGCACUCUGGGGGAGAGGACAACAGCGCUGCCUCACCUGUCGCAGGUCCAGAUGUUGAGUCCUUCACCACAGAGAUCAGCCUCCAGGUUCCCACCCAGGCCGAGCUAAGACACAAGCUGUCCUCCCUGUCGUCCACCUGCACCGACUCGGCCAGCCAGGACACGGAAGCAGGGGAGGACGACGAAGACGACGAAGAGGAGGAGACUGAGCAAGGAGGAGGAAGUAGAGGCGCUGGAGGAACAGGGGGAGGAGGGAGGAGGAGAAGACCCCCGGUGGUAGUGACCCUGGAUGAAGAGGAGGUGCAGCCCGACACAGCGCUGGUGGACAGGGCGGAUCAGGAGGAGCAGACCAGCAAAGACUGUGAGGAGAGCAGGCCGAAGUGCAUGUUGAGACUGGGAGAAGCCCGACACAGUAAGUGAUGAGGACAUAAAUAUACACUAAAAUCUUCCAUUUGACCCCUUGAGGUAGUUUCCUUUCACACUCCAUGCUAAUAUGUUAGCAUUUGCUAUGCUCAUAGACCAUAGCUGUUCUAUACAUUACAUAUACUUGGAACUUGAUGUUUUUAACUGCUUGCAGAGAUCAAGAGGCAAUCACCAGCUCUGUCAGCAUUACAAAAUAUUACUGCAGGUGAAAUAAGUUGUUAAUCAUUAGAAAUAAGACUUUUUGGACUUCAUGUUAUCACCCAAAUUCACCCAAAAAGUAGGUUUUUUUUAGCAUACCUCCACUAGCAUCUUUGGGUUUUCAGAUAUAUGUACUUGGAGAUUUCGACUGCAAUCCCUCUGAGAGAUCUUUUCGUGCUUACAGCUUUGAAACAUGACAUUAAAUCUGUGUAACUUGUCUUCUCAAAAAAAAAAACAAGAAACGUCCUGAUGGUGUUGAAUAAUUUACAAGCUUCUCUGUCAACAGAUGCCACAGAAACUAUUUCUUUGAUAUCUGAAAACGUGGGCUACUAUAACCUAUUUUCAUAAUAUGUAGUUGAAUUGGCGAUUUAAUACAGCAAAUGCAAAAUAAUUCAUCGAGGGUGCUUGACAGAUGAUCUGCAGGGGUCAAAAGGGUGAAACUUUGAUAAUUUUGUGGAUAAAAUGAACCUCAAAAAGCUUUGUUUUUACUGGUUGGUGAACUAGUCUACAAUAUUUGAAUAAUAAACUACCAAUUUCCUACUUUUGUGCCAUUGGCAGUGAUACACGGUGUAAGAGCCGGCAGCCACCUGGCAGUGGGUUGUUUAACACAGUACUGUAUAGCUAGACACACUGAUGAAGUUCAGGUAUAAUGAUUUCAAUGAUUUAACACACACACACACACACACACAGGCAGGAGAGUGACCCUUUGCCAUCCCUUUGACCAGUAAUAUUUGGGUGAACUUCUCCUUUUCAACAAGGACCAAAUCCCUGUUGUGGACUGUGUGCUAUGCACUGGACAAAGGCCGGAAGGUUUAACUGUAUUCAGACCUUUUUGUCAGGAAUUGUUGACAUUUGUGCGAUGUGACAGCAUUACUCUCGUUUUCCUCUGCCUACAAUUUCUGACUCGUUGGUAAUAAAUGUUUCUCCCCCA
This is a messenger RNA of Amphiprion ocellaris (clown anemonefish), 2204 nucleotides long. RefSeq names its product dystrobrevin binding protein 1b (gene dtnbp1b). Gene Ontology annotation, biological process: regulation of synaptic vesicle exocytosis; neuron projection development; platelet dense granule organization. The coding region runs from base 341 to 1072 and encodes 243 amino acids. The transcript is spliced from 5 exons. Gene Ontology annotation, cellular component: cytoplasm; neuron projection; synaptic vesicle membrane. NCBI's taxonomy places the organism in Eukaryota, Metazoa, Chordata, Actinopteri, Pomacentridae. The record is from RefSeq and is a predicted model, not a curated record.